Molecule: messenger RNA, 2163 nt
Organism: Papaver somniferum (opium poppy)
Lineage: Eukaryota; Viridiplantae; Streptophyta; Magnoliopsida; Ranunculales; Papaveraceae
Exons: 5
Coding region: 1-2163 (720 amino acids)
Molecular function (GO): nucleic acid binding
Source: RefSeq, a predicted model, not a curated record
AUGCCGUUCGGGCUAAAGAACACAUGGGAGACCUACCAGCAUUUGGUAGACCAUAUAUUCAAGGAUCUGAUCGGGAAGACGAUAGAAGUAUAUAUCAACAAUAUGGUAGUGAAAUCUGAGCAAAAGGAAUCACAUUUUCUUGAUCUGCAGAAGAUGUUUGAUAUAUUGAGGAAAUAUCGAAUGAAGCUCAAUCCAGAAAAAUGUUCGUUCAGGCUAUCCUCGGGAAAGAUCCUUGGAUACUUGAUGACGCACAAAGGAAUCGAGGCGAAUCCGGAGCAAAUUAGAGCCAUCAGAGAAAUGCCAUCCCCAAGAACGAAGAAGGAUAAAGCAGUGAAUUUUGGUUGGACGGAUGAGUGCGAAAAGGCUUUUGAUGAGACUAAACAGUAUUUGUCAACUCCCCCAGUUUUGGUGAGUCCAAAAACUGGACAACAUAUCGGAGUUUAUCUGGAUGCAACGGAGAGCGUUGUAAGUGCAGUGUUGUUUGUUAUGCAUCCGCAUGAAAAGCCUGUUUACUUCGUCAGUAAAUCUUUGACGGCGGCGGAAACACGGUAUAAUAAAAUUGAGAAGAUAGCACUUGCACUGUUGCAAGCAUCUCGUCGCCUCAAACAUUAUUUCCAAGGGAGACAGAUCGUGGUCUACUCAGAAUACCCGUUGAAGAGAAUUCUGGAACGUGCCGAUGAUUCCAUCCGACUAUCUAUAUGGUCAAAUUUUCUAUGGGCGUAUGAAAUCAAGUACGAAACUAGAACUGCAGAGAAGGGACACACGCUGGCUGCACUGCUAGAAGAUUCCCUUGUGGACGACAUAGAAACGGUUGCCAGAGGAGAAGAAGAGUUAUUCAAACCCAUAGAGUUAUCCACUGAUCAUGAUGGGGGCGAGUCCGCAAUGGAGGUCGAUACACCUGAACCAUUACGGACCGUAUUUACUGAUGGGUUAUCAAAUGUUGGUGGAGAUGGAGUUGGAUGUAUCAUCCUUACUCCCGAAGGUUCGAGGAUCGAGAAAGAAACCAGAUUGGGUUUUCAAGCAUCAAACAAUAAAGCUGAAUAUGAAGCAGAAAUUAUCGGUUUAAAGGCUUUCAAACAGUUAGAUGCGAAGAACGUGAAGCUGCGACCGCGGUUGGAAAACAGGCAUGCAGAUGCUUUAGCAUAUCUUUCUUCCGCAGUCGAAACUGAUACCACCCAUUUCGUCGUAGUGUAUUUCCAAGAGUUACCUAGCAUCUCCGAUAACCACUUUGUUCUGGAUCUCGAACACGCUAGUGGGGGCGAGAGGGAAGCUACAUCAGCACAGAGAGAUACCGAGAACACCGACAACAAUAUGGAUGUUGACAGUAUAGUGAUAGAUGAUUCAGGCAAUCCUGCUCAAAGCGCUUCAGACUGGCGUCAACCUUCUAUCUGGUAUUUGACAACCAGUGAACUCCCAAAAGAUGAGAAACUUUCUUCAAAAGUGAAAAAAAAUGCAUGGAGUUAUUCAAUGAUCGAGGGACUGUUAUACCGCAAACUUAAAUAUGCUAAAGAAUACGCGCAGAAAUGUGUGCCAUGCCAAGAGCAAGCUCCAAUUCCAAAAAGGCCCGCCAAUAAAUUACAUCCAGUUUUUAGUCCCUGGCCGUUCGAUAAAUGGGGACUAGACAUCGUCGGACCACUUCCCAAAGCUCUUGGAGGAGUGAAAUUUGCACUAUCCGCAACAGAUUAUUUCACCAAAUGGGUCGAAGCAGUGGCAUUGAUUUGGAAUCCCAAGCGAGUUAGUAUCAGAAAAUCGGAAGCAUUUCGAUUCUGGGGUGAUCAAAGAAUUCUGCAAGAACCUGAAUAUUCGCCACAAUUUCUCAUCUCCUUAUUAUGCUUAGAGCAACGGGCAGGCGGAAGCAACCAAUCGUGUUAUUAUGGACAACCUCAAGAAAGGCUGGAGAAAGUGAAGGGAAAAUGUACAGAAGAAUUUCCUAGAGUCUUAUGUUCCAACCGAACGACCCAAAAAAUAUCCACUGGAUUUUUCCCAUUCACUCUGGCUUAUGGGACAGAGGCAGUCAUACCCACUGAGGUACAUCUCAAGACUACCAAAACUCGUGCUGUCAAAUCUGGGGAAAACGACAACAUACUGUCUUUGGAUAAAGAGUUGCUAGAACACCAAACAACAGUUGGUAUGAUACCAUCAGGCAGUCAAGAUGAUCUAUGA